GACUAGACUGAGCUGGGAGGGACUGUCAGUCAGGGACAGGUUUUCUCUUCAAGAUGGCUGCUGGUCCUAGCAGUAAGUUAGAAGAGCUUGAGGAUCGUUUAGAAUCCUUUAUUGAGAACCUCAGGGUAGUGGGGGUAAUAGCUGGCAACUUUCAACAAAAUGGACAGGGAGUUCUUAACGAGCGACUUAAUACUGCUGUGGAACAUAUGAGAAUGUUGGACAGGGAGAAAGACAAUUUUAGUGACAUUGAUAUACCAGUACAAGUACUGAAUUACGUUGAUGAUGGUCGUAAUCCUGAUCUAUUCACGCAGCAUCAGUUAGAAAAGACACUUGGGGACUAUCAAGCAGUUCAAAGGAAGACAGAAACAUAUAAAAUGUUCCGUGAUGAGCUAGUGAGACAGCUGGAGUCAUCUUUCCCUGUCGAAGUGAACGCUUAUCUCGCUCACAGACAAAUGACACGUCCUUCAUCAUGACACUAAUUCAUGUGUAUACACAUGUAGAUCUACUUCUUCCUUUUAUCUUUCUCUUGUCUUCGUUUUGUGUGUCAUAUACUUACGAUUCUAAUAUCAAUUCUUCAAGUUCAAUCUAUAUAGUGAUGUAAUAUAUGGAUUCCAUGUUUGUUACUAAUAAAGGUCA
Messenger RNA from Amphimedon queenslandica, 636 nucleotides. Its product is annotated as mediator of RNA polymerase II transcription subunit 10-like. Bases 54 to 473 code for a protein of 139 amino acids. Gene Ontology annotation, cellular component: mediator complex. The transcript is spliced from 4 exons. Gene Ontology annotation, molecular function: transcription coregulator activity. Lineage: Eukaryota; Metazoa; Porifera; Demospongiae; Haplosclerida; Niphatidae. Gene Ontology annotation, biological process: regulation of transcription by RNA polymerase II. The record is from RefSeq and is a predicted model, not a curated record.